AUGCAACUGUUAGUUUUGGUAAUAGUGAGUUACAAAGCUAUAAAAUUACUUAUUUGUUUGGUAAUAGUGAGUUGCAAAGUUAGACAUUUCUAUUACAGAGAGGAAUUUAGUUUGCUUUAUCUGUUUGCGCAGGAACAAUUGCAAGCUGAAAUUGGGAAGACUCCUUCUCCAAAUGAAGCAUUUGUUAAUGUGUUUGGAAAAGAACAUCUCAGAUAUGUUUGUUGUAUGGGACUUGGAAUAACACCGUCACAAAUUACUACAUCUACUUCUCACUCUGUAAGAUCAAUGUCUUCCUCUGAAGCUAAUGAAAAGAUGGAGAAAAUGCAAGCUGAAAUUGAUAGGCUUAAGAAAAGGGAUUCUGAAGUUGAUAUGUUGAAGGAGAAAAUUGCUUUCUUGUUGCAAAUGCAAAAUUCUAGAGACAAACAGGAAAUGGACAUAGAAUCGCCAAUAGAUGGUAGACGUUUAUCUGAGUCCAGCCACCAACCUGAUGAUCGUGGAACAACAUCAUUAGGGACUAAUUAGAUAUUUGGAUGAACUUCUAAGUUUGAUGGAUUUGUUU
Messenger RNA from Cicer arietinum (chickpea), 559 nucleotides. The record is from RefSeq and is a predicted model, not a curated record. Lineage: Eukaryota; Viridiplantae; Streptophyta; Magnoliopsida; Fabales; Fabaceae.